This is a messenger RNA of Drosophila montana, 2316 nucleotides long. Its product is annotated as esterase B1-like. Lineage: Eukaryota; Metazoa; Arthropoda; Insecta; Diptera; Drosophilidae. The transcript is spliced from 3 exons. The coding region runs from base 163 to 1857 and encodes 564 amino acids. Gene Ontology annotation, molecular function: serine hydrolase activity. The record is from RefSeq and is a predicted model, not a curated record.
UUUCUAUUUCAAAUUGAAACAAGUGAAGGGGGGAAAAGUGCUGACAGGCAGCCACACUGUACUAGAUGAAAGAGAUACCCAAUAAACAUAUCCUUAUGCGUCCUGUAAAUAAGUAAGACAUUCUUUCUGAAUGGGGCGACAAGCAUGUGAUACUCCGCCGAAAUGAAUGUGAAAGUGUGUGCUACGGAGCGCUUUAGGCUGGCCACCAAGAGCAUCGCUCACAGGAUGGUCCAGUACAAUCUGGCCACUGAUAUCGAAACGGUCCUGGACACCGAGUACGGACGGGUGCGCGGCCUUCAGCGUAAGACUCUCUACGACGAAGAGCUCUACUUUGCCUUCGAGGGCAUACCCUAUGCCAAGCCGCCGUUGGGUGAGCUGCGUUUUAGGGCGCCCCAACCACCGGAGACGUGGACCCACAUCCUGGACUGCACGUAUCCACGUUCAAAGCCCAUGCACCGACAUUUGGUGCUGCGUUCGAUCGAGGGUUCGGAAGAUUGCCUCUACUUAAAUGUGUACUCCAAAAGCCUUAAGUCGGAAAACCCAUUACCCGUCAUGGUCUGGAUCUAUGGUGGGGGUUUUCAGAUUGGCGAGGCCACAAGGGAUGUUCACAGUCCAGAUUACUUUAUGCAAAAGGAAGUUAUUCUAGUCACACUUAACUACAGGCUGGGAGCUUUGGGUUUCCUCAGCCUCUCGGAUCCGGACUUGGAUGUACCUGGCAAUGCUGGGCUCAAGGAUCAGGUAAUGGCCCUGCGCUGGAUACACAAAAACAUCGCUAACUUCAACGGUGAUCCAAACAACAUUACACUAAUGGGCAUAAGUGCGGGCGCUGCUUCCACUCAGAUAAUGAUGAGCACGGAACAGACACGAGGACUCUUCCACAAGGCCAUUCUCAUGUCGGGAUCAUCGCUAUGUGAAUGGAUCGAUGAGACCCAGUACGCCAAGCCCUAUUGGCUGGCCUGUAAGCUGGGCUACGAAGGCGAUGAAAAUGACCAGGAAAUAUUUCGCUUUCUGCAGAGCAUCCCAGCAAAGGACAUCAGUGGCUGUAGAAGGUUGAUCAUGAAGGAGGAUAAACGUGAUUACGUGCUGAUUCCGUUUGGACCCGUCGUUGAGCCCUACGUGAGCGAAAGCUGUGUGAUCUCCAUGCCGCCUUGCCAGAGUCUAUCCCACGCCUGGGGCAAUAAGCUACCCGUUAUCAUUGGAGGCACCUCCUUCGAGGGCUUGGUGUUCUACCAGCAUAUAACGGGUGAUAUGGAGUACAUGCUGAGCGCAUUCGAAGCCUUAAUACCCAGAGAGGUGCGCUUUUCAUGCACGCCGGCAGAGAUUCAGGCUCACGUUAGACGUCUGAAGAUCUCAUAUUUCGACGAUGCCACCCGAGAGCACAUGGAGUUCAAGGAGUGCCUGCAUCUGCUCUCUUGCAAGCACUUCUGGCAUGCUAUCCAUCGAACUGUCCUCGCCCGGCUGGCCUAUGCGUCAAGCGCGCCCACCUACCUCUAUCGCUUUGAUUUCGACUCGCAUAGCUUCAACUAUGCUCGCAUCAUGGUGUGUGGACGCAAUGAGCGUGGUGUUUGCCAUGCCGAUGAUUUCCUCUAUUUGUUUUACUGCAUACCAUCUUACAAAUUGGAGAAGACCUCGUUUGAAUACCGCACCAUCGAACGGAUGAUAGGCAUGUGGACGGCAUUCGCGGCACACGAUGAUCCCAAUUGCGAAAUUCUCAAACCUGCCACUUGGGAGGCCCUCAAAUCACACGGUACUCCAAUGUGCCUUAACAUUGGCACAAAUCUUCAGUUUAUUGAACUGCCCGAGAGUAAGGAACUGCACUUGUGGGAUUCCUUCUAUAAGAAAUUGAAACUAUACUAAGUAUAUAAAGAUAAAAGAGAAGAUUGAUAUUAUGAUCCGUAAGGUCAGACGAUGGCUCAACAAGCUGUAAAACCUUGUUGCUCAAUUGGAGAGUAUCUAAUUGCAAUACAAGCAGAAUAGUAAUUUCAGAGCUAGCUUAACGUAUCAAAUUAUAAAACUAUCAAAAAAAAAUUGUAGUACGAAAACUAUACAGAAUUGAAAACAAAGAGAGCCAUGUUAUAAGGCGAGACAAACGAAGUUUAGUUGAAAAUUGACAGGAGAGCAAAAACGCAGAAAACCAUUUUGUACAUGAUUUUCUUAUCACAAAAAAGGAAAACUUCAGAAAACGAUGGUAACAAAUUGAGAAAUUCUCUUAAAAUGGCGUAUGAAAGAAAUCUCCUAAUCAACUAAUAAAGGUUUGAAAAAAAUAAAUAACAAAAAAAAAAACAAAAUAAAUUAAAACUAAUUGAGAAGUGCCUA